Orussus abietinus is the source of this 2638-nucleotide messenger RNA. RefSeq names its product protein EFR3 homolog cmp44E (gene stmA). The record is from RefSeq and is a predicted model, not a curated record. Gene Ontology annotation, biological process: protein localization to plasma membrane. The coding region runs from base 57 to 2519 and encodes 820 amino acids. The transcript is spliced from 17 exons. Gene Ontology annotation, cellular component: plasma membrane. NCBI's taxonomy places the organism in Eukaryota, Metazoa, Arthropoda, Insecta, Hymenoptera, Orussidae.
GCGCUACAGGGUAUUUUCGGAAAGAGCUCGGAAUUGUCAGAAAUACUUCUAGCGAGAUGUUCGGUUGUUGCUGGUGCUGUUCCGCGUUAAGGCCGAGAUACAAGAGACUGGUGGACAAUAUAUUCCCUGUCAACCCACAGGAUGGAUUGGUUAAAAACAAUAUGGAAAAGCUGACGUUCUACUCGUUGAGCAGCCCCGAGAAGUUGGAUCGAAUAGGAGAAUACUUAUUCCAGAGAGCUUCGAGGGAUAUUUAUAGGCGUCGAAAUGGUUUCGUGAUCAUCGCUAUGGAAGCGAUGGAUCAGCUGCUGGUUGCUUGUCAUGCUCAGACGUUGAAUCUUUUUGUAGAAAGUUUUUUAAAGAUGGUACAGAAGUUAUUGGAAUCCACGGAACCGCAGCUACAAAUUCUGGCAACGCAGUCAUUUGUCAGAUUUGCCAACAUCGAGGAGGAUACGCCGUCUUAUCACACACGUUACGAUUUCUUUGUAUCAAAGUACUCUGCAAUGUGCCACUCCAAUCACAACGACCUGGCAAUCCGCAAGCAGAUUCGACUCGCGGGCAUACAGGGGUUGCAGGGUGUCGUAAGAAAAACUUUAUCCGAUGAUCUAGUAGAGAAUAUUUGGGAAUCUGUACAUAUGGACAAAAUUGUACCUUCGCUAUUGUAUAAUAUGCAGAAUGCUAGACACUCGGAUAAAGAAAAUGCAACACCUGAAAACCCGGUGGAGGAACGGACAGAUCCUCCUCAAUUUGCAGAAACCUGUAUGCGCGAACUCGUCGGUCGAGCAUCCUUCGGCCACAUUAGAUGCGUCAUUCGACCAGUACUGAGACACUUAGAUAAUCAUCAACUGUGGGUUCCGAAUUAUUUUGCUAUUCAUACAUUUAGGAUAAUUAUGUUUUCUAUUCAGUCUCAAUAUUCCUACACCGUUGUCGAAGCUCUGAUGACCCACCUUGACGAUCACUCCAAAUCCUCUCCAAAGAUUCGAACAAGCAUCGCCGACACUCUUUCAAAGAUCAUCUCCAUCGCAGCAGGUGAAAGUGUUGGUCCAUCAGUGUUGGAAAUCAUUAAUUCGCUGCUUUCACACCUGAGAAUAAGCGUGACGAGAAAUCAAUCGACCGCCAAUGAUGAGCAAUUGUAUCAAGAAGCUCUUAUCAACACUUUGGGAGAAUUUGCCAACCAUCUUCCUGAUUACCAGAAAAUCGAGAUCAUGAUGUUCAUCAUGAGUAAAGUCUCGUAUAGUCAACCGGAUCGCAUAGUCUCCGUUGGAAAGGGAGACGUUCUCCUUCAAAGUAUUCUUUUAAAGUCGCUCCUUAAGGUUGGCACGAAAUAUAAAACCAUCCACUUCAACACAACAUUCCCACCAAGCUUCUUGGAGCCACUGUUGAGAAUGUCGUUAGCCCCUGACGCAGAAGUGAGACUCCUGGUUCAGAAGAUCCUUCACACCCUUAUCGAUCGACAUCACAACAUUCCCAAACUCUCCAAGCCGACCGUAAACGUAUCGAACUUGGACGUCAUUGUCGGAAAGUCCUCCAGACCAGAUGUCAUAUUCAUCCGCAAGCACGGUCCAGAAAUUUACCUGGCCCUAUACGAGUCCCUAGAGCUCCCGAGCAACACAGUGGACAACGUCGAGGCAGUUUAUACAACCCUAGCUCUACUUGUCGUGGAGUUAGCUUCCGAAGAAACGGUUCUAGAGUUGCUAAGACUAGUGCUGAGUCUGCAAGAUCUGGCACUGACUAGUGGUCAGAUUGGUAUUUCUCUAAAAUUCAAUCUUCACACUGUUGUGAUAAGCCUACUAGCCCUCAUCGCCUACAUUUGCAAUAUAAACUCUCUCAAGGAUUACGCCAAUAAGAUUAUAGAGGCUCGUCGCAAGGAAACCCCACACCUCUUGCCAGACUUGCAGUCAAGAUACGAUAGUGAUUUGCCUUCUCGUGUGCCUCCACCAUUGUUGGUGGACCAAACAGUGGUUACGGAGUGUUUGAAUGCUGCUGGCCUCGACACUGGUAAACUACAGCAGGGGUCUGGUUAUAGUAGUACUUCCCUUCAACAUAGGCACUCCUGGGUUGACAGCGCUGGUAGGAAUUCACUGGCUGACAUCAACGCAGGCACAGAACUUGACAGCGCCAGCUCUUCUCCUGGAGUUCAGAAGAAAUUACCUGGAGAAGAACUGACUUUCGAAAGUAUGAAGAGGAUACUAACAGAGAACAAUAACAACCAAGUAGUGGAGGAGGAGAAACGAAUGGAGCUUUCACAAUUUUUCAGAAAUGCUCCGUUCAAAGAACUAGUCGACAAGACCCAACCGAAGCACGAUGUUCUUCAGAAUAAACUCUCGGAGAUAUUCAGUACAUUGUCGGUGGAUCCCAGGCAAGCUGCUGUCCUGCCGACGGACAUCAAACCAAAUCAGACCCCAGCUUACGAAAUCCACUUUCCAGAAUUUUUCCCAAAAUUGACAAUUAAUCCGCUUGACAACCGCCUUGAUCUUUACGUUGCCGAACCCUUGACUACUGUGAAGGUUCUUUAUGCUUGACUUAUAUCACACAUGUAUCGAAUACGAGACACCAAGCAAUAUUGUUAACACGAGAUGAAUACUUUAAAUCGAAACUCGUCUACAAGCAGAAAUAAAUAAACGCACUGUCGAGAGCUGAA